This is a messenger RNA of Aureobasidium melanogenum CBS 110374, 1641 nucleotides long. RefSeq lists its product as uncharacterized. NCBI's taxonomy places the organism in Eukaryota, Fungi, Ascomycota, Dothideomycetes, Dothideales, Saccotheciaceae. Gene Ontology annotation, molecular function: RNA polymerase II cis-regulatory region sequence-specific DNA binding; zinc ion binding; DNA-binding transcription factor activity, RNA polymerase II-specific. The record is from RefSeq and is a predicted model, not a curated record. Gene Ontology annotation, cellular component: nucleus. The coding region runs from base 1 to 1641 and encodes 546 amino acids. Gene Ontology annotation, biological process: positive regulation of transcription from RNA polymerase II promoter by galactose; DNA-templated transcription. The transcript is spliced from 4 exons.
AUGCCUCGACCGAAAAUCCGACCGGAGAAUCGACAACGAGCAUACAGGGCUUGUGCUUCGUGCAAGGCAUUAAAGAAGCGAUGCGACUCGCAUCAUCCGUGCUCGACAUGUGUGCGGAGGCGGCGGGCUUCCUCGUGCUCUUAUGACAAUGAUGAGCCUGCACCAGGCACCUCGCAACGCAAUGGAUCUCCUCGCACCACAAACGGAAUCCUUCAUCUCUACACUCGCGAAGAGAUGAUGUUUAUCAUGUCCAAUGUCAAUGACGUGAGCUCGAAAAGUUAUCGUGAAGACAACGCAGCGAUAAACCUCGUCAUUGCGAUCGGCGCGCAGUGCAGAGGUUUGAAUCAGAGUGAUCUGCAGAUUGCGGCCAAAUACUUCGCGAUGGCUCAGAAGGCGGCCUUCGAAGGCAUGCUCCAGGAUCCAAGCAUCAAUAUGGUUCGAAUAUUCCUGCUGAUGGCAUUCUAUAUGCUUGGCGCUUGUCAGAGGAACGCAGCUUUUAUGUACAUCGGCGUCGCGUCUAAAGCUGCAUCUGCACUUGGUCUGCAUGUGGCUCCGAGACACCGAUGCUUUGAUGAGGAAGACCAAGAUCGAAGGUCACGCACAUGGAAAAGCCUUUGCAUCCUGGAUCUCCUAGUAACCUCCAUUCUCGGCCGCUUAUCCUCUUCACCAACAAGCAAACUCGAGUUCUCGACUUCGACCCCUUCAGAGAGCUCUACUGAGAGCUUGGCAUUCGAGGCAGUCCACGACGAAUGUGCAAUGAUUGGCGACAUGGUUAACAACCUCACUCAAAACGGAGAUCUGGAUGUCACGUCUGCAGAAUCAUUCCUCCAGCGGCUGAGUGAGUGGAACCGAGGUCUCCCACCCCAACUACGAAAGUUCGAAUGUAACGACAACAUACUACUUCCGCAGGACCGUGAGCUGGCCAUUGGAAGGAUACAUGUUGCUUGCGUAUACUAUUUCGCUGUCAUGUUGGCAACGAGACCUUUUCUCAUUCGUCACUCGAUGUCAAAACUUCACAAGAAGGGCGGCAUGCAGAACAAGCAGGUCAAUGCUGAAGCAAGACUCGCCGAGGUCUGCGUCGAUUCCGCCAUAUUCAUGGGCAAGAUGACUCACGAGGCCUUGAGAGCUGAUCUGCUUCUAUGCAACAUGUGCAUGCUCAAGGCCUGGAUGUUUGCAGCAGGACUCGUGCUCGGAUUCGCAAUAUACGUAGACGACGCCGUGCGAAGAGACAUCGAAGAAGCCUUCUCUGAAGUCCGCAACGUCCUCAGAAAACUCUCCGACCUCAGUCCUCAAGCUGAAGAGUACUACGAGAUCUUGAGUUCCUUCUCCGAUGCCAUUAAUGCGCACCGAGACGAACUCUCCCGAAAGCGCCGCGCAGCAAACCAACCAUUUGUCAGUCAAAUAUUGACAUUUGAAUCCGAUCAAGCAACAAACGAAUCUGCGGAUACACAGAUGAUGGAGUUUUCGUCGACGAACUUCAAUUACGAUCUUUCGGAUAUGAUUGAUCCUUUGGGUCCACAGAUACCUGACGAUUUGGAUAUGAUCUUUAACUUUGAAGCAGGAAGCGAUGCGUCGUUUGGGAUUCCUACGGACUUUAGUGCUAAUGUUGAGCCUUUGGGGAUGUUCUUUGGAUCGAUAUGA